This is a messenger RNA of Dalotia coriaria, 767 nucleotides long. RefSeq names its product larval cuticle protein A3A-like. NCBI's taxonomy places the organism in Eukaryota, Metazoa, Arthropoda, Insecta, Coleoptera, Staphylinidae. The transcript is spliced from 2 exons. Bases 146 to 679 code for a protein of 177 amino acids. Gene Ontology annotation, cellular component: extracellular matrix. The record is from RefSeq and is a predicted model, not a curated record.
CGCAGUUUUUUUUGAGAGUUGAGAUUUCGGAGUUUAUGGCGUUUAAUGAGAUGGCGACGGAUGUCGAUAUGGGGACAUGAUGCUGGUAUAAAUAGCAAUUGGACAAGAUUAGAAGCAUAAUUCGAUCAGCUCUCAAUCAAGAAACAUGGCUUUCAAGUUUGUCGCUUUUGCCGCCCUUCUGGCUGUGGUCAAUGCCGGGGCACCAAUUGGUUUCCAUCAGGCCCAUCCACUUGCAACCGCGGCGUAUUCCGCCUCACCAGCGAUUGCUUAUGCGGCGUCUGCACCAGUAGCUCACUAUGCUGACGCUCCAGUUGCUCAUCAUGCCUAUGCCGCCCCCAUUGCCGCCUAUGCUGCUCCAGUCGCCAAAGCCGUCGUCGCUGAAGCCUACGACCCUCAUCCACAAUACUCCUUUGCUUACGGUGUAGAAGACCCUUUGACCGGCGACAGCAAGAACCAGGAAGAGCAUCGUGAUGGUGAUGUUGUCCAGGGUUCUUACUCUUUGACCGAUUCUGAUGGUUUCCGUCGUACUGUUCAAUAUUCAGCUGAUCCAAUUAAUGGAUUCAACGCUGUGGUCCACAGACAACCUUUGGCUGUAAAGGUUGCUAAAGUUGCUGCACCAGUUGCUGCUUAUGCUGCUCAUGCACCACUUGCAUACAGCUCACCUGCUUAUUACCAUUAAAUAUUGACAUAUUUAUUUUUAUAUUGAUGUACAAACAAAAAGACAAAUAUUUUGUUAUAAGAUGAUAAAUAAAAACUAUAUAUAUUAA